CAAAUCUUAGAGAACAAAUACCUGCAUGUACAUAUCCUUUCAAAAAAAAACAUGUACAUAUAUAUAACUAUAUAAAGCACUCUUUGUUCAUUAAUUUCCGAGCUAAGUACUAUAUACGUAGUAAUAGCUAGAUAUUGAGCAAUUAAAAAUGGAUGAGAACUCAAGAAAGCAAAUCUCUAAUGAAGUUCACUCCAAUGAAGCUCAAAGGAAGCCGAGCAAAUACGAGAUGGUUCAUUUUGAAGGUGGCGGGAGGAGGAACUUCACCCGGCUCUACCCUCACAUAGACGGCUCAGAUAGGUACUUGGUGACAACCGAAAGGGUGGUUCGGGUCAUCAGAUCCGAAUCACCCGAAAUUAAACGGUCGUCAGCUCCUACCCCGCUCCGGGAGGACGUUGAUGACGAGAGCCUCAAGACGGUAAAAAAGUUCUAUGACCAAUUCGGUUGGGAACAAGACGAAUACCGCCAGCCAAAACCCGCGGCCAUUACAAAUGUGCCGCCGCCAGCGGCUAAACCCGCCGCCGCCGCUCGGCCCACCCCGAGCAGUGAUCCUGUCACAGGAAGACCGAGAAAGCCACUACUGAGCGAUGGAUGGCAGAAGAGAUAUCCGAAACCGACGGACGAGCCAAUCAUUACCCCGAAAGAGGAUGAUGCUGAUUAUGUGGUGGCUAAGCUAAUGGAGGAGUUUAAUAAGCAAAUGGGCAGCGGGUUUAUUAGCUAUAGUAGAGAGAUGAUCCCUAACCCUAACCCUAACCCUCCUCCCCAAGAAAUGGUGAGGUACUACAAGCAAGCUGUGUCAAGUGGUUCGUGGAGUAGUCAACGGAAGCCUCCCGUCAUAAUGGACAACAAUCAGGCUCUAACUAAGUUCGCCGGUGCCUACAUGGAAUCCGAUUAUAUGUGAUGGAUUUAAACUAAGCUUAAUUUCUAAUUUGAAGUUUUACUUGAAAAUGUAACUAGCUAGACGCCCAUAUGUGUUUGUGACGUAUGUGUAAGUAUUAUCACCUAGAUAAAUCCACCCUAAGGUUACUUAGGAAGUUGUGAUGACUGUAUGAUGACUUUAUCAAAUAAAAAGUAACAUGUGUGAUAGUAAAAAGUAGUUGAAAAUUAAACUUGUUUCUAU
This is a messenger RNA of Cuscuta europaea, 1117 nucleotides long. NCBI's taxonomy places the organism in Eukaryota, Viridiplantae, Streptophyta, Magnoliopsida, Solanales, Convolvulaceae. The record is from the annotation of a GenBank genome assembly.